CCGACGUUAACCGCGACCGCGACGCGAUAUGCAAGCCACAUUAGACGCUGCAGCCCUCAAGCCGUUCACCAAGGCCUUGACUUGCAUCUCAAGAUAUGGUGACGAACUGACUCUGAAUGCUACGCCGGAAUGCCUCUCCUUGUCUGCUACGAACUCGUCCAAAUCUGCAUAUUGUCGGUUCAAAUACGAGAGACAAUUCUUCCAAAAAUACAAAGUUGGCUCCCCCGAUUCAUGGGCGGAAGACGUCGAAGAAGUUACACAGGUUACUGGUCAACUUCUUACCAAGUCACUUUUAUCCAUACUCAAGCACAGAACUGUCGAGAAAACCGUCGAAAAAUGCGAACUAUCUAUCGUAGAGGGUGGCAACAUGGACGAUGAAACUCAGGAUGGUCUAGAAACUAGACUGAUCGUAUGCCUGCAUUGCAGACAUGGUGGGCGACAUCCGUUCUGCCAUUAUACAAUCCAUUUUACACCUUUAUCAGGGGUCAUAAAGACGCAUAAAUUACUGCUCUCCACACCGACGUCUUUACUGGCCCCUGAUAUUCCAGAUAAUUCGACAGAAUCAUUCUUAACAAUAGGACCAAGGGCUAUCAAGGACAUGGUCGAACACUUUACAUCCACAAAAAAUGGGAAAUCGGAUCCUCAGCUCAUCUGGAAGUUUGGACAACAUGAGGUCGAAGUGAAGAGUUUAGAAUCAUCCGUUGACACCAAGGGAAAGUCUCAGCUUUCGACAGAGCUGUCAAUAAGCCCGGAAGAGUUCGAUAUCUACAAUCUAUAUGCUGCUCCCACCGUCAUUGCUUUUCAUCUUCGCGAAUUCAACGCUACCAUUGCAUUCACUGAUUCAAUAUCAGUUACCAUGGAUUUACGGUUUACAGAUCCGGCAGCGCCUCUAUUCAUAGACGUUGAAGGGGACGGUUUCACGUCCCUGUUCGUCAUCUCAACUAGCCAAGUACAGGGCAUGCCCAACAGUCAACCCCAGCGAAUGCUUAUUAACAGUAACAAACGCGGGCACGAAGAAGACAAUGAGGAUGAGAAACGAUUUAAGAAAUCCAUGAAAGCUGUCCACCAGUCGGUUCCUCCUGUGUUAAAAUCAUGGAAUGUGACUCCUGCCCAUUCUUCUGCGUCUCGACCAAGUCUCGCACAGCCUCCUUCCUCUUUAUUACAAGCUCCUCCUGAAGAAUCUGAUGCUGGGCCGAUGCCACCGCCUUCUCCUGCUGCAACAGCACCACAGGAACUCCUGUUCUUCCCAUCAUCAUCCCAGAUCACGCACAACGAAGCAGAGAAUGUGUCUGGAUUAGGCCUAGACCAGAUGACUGCAGAGGAGGUAGACAUGAUGCUUGAUGGCAACGCUGAUGAAAGCAUGCUCAACCUUGAGACGGACGAGAGACCGAUUGACUUGGUAAAUGUUCCAGGUACCUCAGACAUGAUGGAGGAACAAUCCUUUGGACCAACGCAAUCUCACCACUUGGACGAGUCAAAGGCAUUCCAGCCUCUCUUUGACGACUAAAACAUUGAUGGAUGCAUCCGAUUAUCUAUGACAUACACUUCUUUUCUACUGAAACCGCAUAAUUUAGAGCAACCAAAUAAAAUAAGAUCGUUC
This is a messenger RNA of Guyanagaster necrorhizus, 1600 nucleotides long. RefSeq lists its product as uncharacterized. The transcript has 6 exons. Lineage: Eukaryota; Fungi; Basidiomycota; Agaricomycetes; Agaricales; Physalacriaceae. The record is from RefSeq and is a predicted model, not a curated record. Gene Ontology annotation, biological process: DNA replication checkpoint signaling; mitotic intra-S DNA damage checkpoint signaling; cellular response to ionizing radiation. Gene Ontology annotation, cellular component: checkpoint clamp complex. The coding region runs from base 29 to 1507 and encodes 492 amino acids.